CUCUGUUGAGCUCUGGUCUUUUCAUCAGGAAGGUUUGAAAGUCCUCUAUUUCCCCUGAAGAUAACUGCCCUAGUCUCCUGCUUGUUCUUGUUGUCCAUCAGGAGAAAGAGAGAUAGGACUGUUCUCUUUGAUUGGGAGAAUUAGGAGCCAGAUUGGAGGUGAUAAAAAGAUACUUAAACUCCAGGUGGAGAAGAUUUUCUAAAAAGAGAUGUUUCCAAAGCAGAAAAGAUUGCCCCAGGAGAUAGUGAGUCUAGUUCACAGGAAGACCUGAAGGAAAGGCUGGAUAGCUCCCUCUGAAGGAGGUCUGAAUCUCUGUGGUCAGGGGCUGAUAGAAAUUUCAGGGGAGCCAGAGCCUGAGAGGCAGACCUUCCUGGAGCUAGAACCUGGCAGAGGCAGCACAGCAGAGAAGCUGAGAAACCCAGCCUUUGAAGGAAAUGAAGAAGAGGAGGGACCCUGUCAGUGAAGUAGGAGCACAGACUGCAUGGAGACUGUCCAAGGGCAUGCGGGACCUUCUGACCUGCCCAGUCUGUGGAGGCUUCUUCAAUGAUCCUGUAACAGAGCAUUCUGGUGACACCUUCUGCCGGGAUUGUCUUCCUCAAAAAUCCCAGCCGCCAUACCUACGUACCAACUGGAAGAUGCAGAACAUGGUACAGCUGGCCAAGCAGCUGAUGCCAUGCCUUGAGGAGCCCCAGUCCAUCCGAGAGGGGUGGUGUGCCAAGCACCAGGAAAACUUGAGCUUUUUCUGUAGAGAAGACAAUGAGAAAAUCUGCCAGGUGUGCAGCUACUCCAUCCUUCACGAGGGCCAUACCCUGACCCAGCUGCAAGAUGUGGACACAAAAGAAGAGGUCCAUGCUCUGAAACGAUCUCUGUCCCUGUUGGAUCUCCCCAGGUUCCUGGCAGGCAGAGGCGUGCAGGAACCUUUGGGUGCUCAGCACCCUAAGCCAGUGCUUGGCACUUAGAAAGGUAUUCAUCAGCGCUCUUUGAAUGGAGUUACUCUUAUCUCCCCACCCCCCCUGGUGCUUCUGAAGAAGAGGGCAAGAUGGCCUCCACAUCUCUGGACCACUGAAUUCUCUUCCCCUGGUCUUUCCAUGGGGCACAACACAGGGCCCAAAAGAACUCUGCCCUUACCUUCACCCACACCCCCUCUGGAAUCCUCCUGGAAACCAAGAGUUGGUUCAUCAUGGACACCUUUUUAAGGAAGGGAGCCUGCAGGAUGGAAGAAAUUUCAAGUUGAAGCCUGAGAGAAAUUAUCAUCUUACUAUUCUGAGGGUACCCCCAAGAUUGGUAUGUCUGUUUUCUGUGCGUUACCUUACCAGGCAGGUGCACUGGACACAGAACAGAGUAAGUCUGUUUGCUGAAAGGAGCUGCAGUGAGCCCAAUCUUCCUCACUCCCAGGUGCCUUUGCUGGUGUUCCCUAGCUGACCUGGUUGAGCUCUGCACCCCAAACUGGCCUAAACCCUCCUUGCAGUCAGCUGUUCCAACAAAACGUCCUGCUUCUGCGCCUCACUGGUUCCUGGGAAGACUGGCCAUUCUUUUUCCUGACUCCUCCCCAGUCCUCCCCUUUGUGCUUUUCAAGUAUAAAUCUCCCCAGCCUCUCCUGGGCUGUGG
This is a messenger RNA of Vombatus ursinus (common wombat), 1608 nucleotides long. RefSeq names its product E3 ubiquitin-protein ligase TRIM68-like. NCBI's taxonomy places the organism in Eukaryota, Metazoa, Chordata, Mammalia, Diprotodontia, Vombatidae. Gene Ontology annotation, molecular function: zinc ion binding. The transcript has 4 exons. The record is from RefSeq and is a predicted model, not a curated record. Bases 435 to 959 code for a protein of 174 amino acids.